UUUAAUUCUUGACUCGACCAAAUCUAGGAACGAUCUGAAACGACUUGAGGGCUUCUGGGCCAAGAGACGUUGGAUUGGUAGCAGUCAUGUUUUGUCUACGAACGUGGCUUCCAGUCCUCUUCUUCAUAUCAAAUGUACCACCGCUUUACCUGGUGCUGUUCAUCUCGGCCAUGUACUAUUUGAAUCGACCGUGCGUCUAUUGCUCGCUGCUCCUCACCGUACUCGUCAUCUCCGUUUACGACUUCAACACCAACUGGUUUGAGCCUCAGCCCGAAUCCUCGUCUUCGUCUUCGUCUUCGUCUUCGUCGCAUCCCGGAAACUUGGCAGCGACCGCUCUCGGAGACAACAUUGCUGUUGCGACAUCAGCCAUACAGUCGGCGGCGGCGUCGAUCGCGCAGUCUGUUGCCGAUGGCCUCACGAAAAAGACAGGACUCGACGUACAAUCGCAAAUCAGUGUGGCAGAAUGGUUGAAAGAGUUGUUCAACAAGAAGGAAUGGCGCAUACCCUGCAUCGAUGUCGCUGUGAGGCUCUAGAAGAUUGGAUCACUGCCAUCCGAAAGACAUCUGGUCACCUUGGAGGUAUAAUGACAUGAGAAGCAUUUUCGGCGUUGGGUCACACGACAAAAGGGUACUUGGGAGGAGAAACAUUGCAUACUUGGAGUUCAGCGCGGCAUUGUUGAGCCUUCUGACAUAGAGAGAAUCAGUUCAAAUGACGGACUGCUGUCGAGCACUUUGGCUCCGCAAGAUAGGUGGUGGGUAUACUCGAGGACCGACAAGCGAGGUUCCUCAUUCAAUGAGAUGCCUCAGUCUACUAUGUUCGUAGCUCACCGAGACUAUGUCUGGUAGUGCCUUCCUGCUCGGAUACAUGACAAUGUAGGAAUAGCCACUGCUUUGCAUAGUUCUGUUGACCUGGGCUUUGACCAAGAAUAUUGUGCAAACCUAUAGCGUACUAUAGCCGAGCGGCUGAAAAGCAAUCCCCGCUUCCGAGUCAACGACUUCAUAUUCUC
Molecule: messenger RNA, 1006 nt
Organism: Aureobasidium subglaciale EXF-2481
Lineage: Eukaryota; Fungi; Ascomycota; Dothideomycetes; Dothideales; Saccotheciaceae
Exons: 2
Coding region: 87-533 (148 amino acids)
Source: RefSeq, a predicted model, not a curated record